Molecule: messenger RNA, 1215 nt
Organism: Acanthocheilonema viteae
Lineage: Eukaryota; Metazoa; Nematoda; Chromadorea; Rhabditida; Onchocercidae
Source: the annotation of a GenBank genome assembly
AUGAUUAACGUUACUUCAAAUAUAAUCAAAGCAUCUAAGGUUCCCAUACAACAACAAUCGUUGCUAGCAUUUUCAAUUCGUUUGGCUAGCAAUGAAGCAUCUUUCCAAACGAAACCAUACAAAUUACAUCGAUUAGAAUCUGGUCCAUCAACGAAUGUUUCUAUUACAAGAGAUGAUGCUUUAGAUUACUAUCGUAAAAUGAUGGUAGUUAGGCGAAUGGAAACAGCAGCUGGAAAUCUCUAUAAGGAGAGAUUUGUCCGUGGUUUCUGCCAUUUAUAUGCAGGACAGGAAGCAAUAGCAGUUGGACUUUGUGCAUCGAAAGACAGUGAAGAUGCUGUAAUCACAUCAUAUCGUUGCCAUGCAUGGACUUAUUUAACUGGAUCGAAUGUCGCCGAAAUUUUAUCGGAAUUAACAGGUCGACGUUCUGGUAAUGUCUAUGGAAAAGGUGGUUCCAUGCAUAUGUAUAACAAAAACUUCUUCGGCGGUAAUGGUAUUGUUGGAGCACAACAAGCACUUGGUGCUGGCCUAGCAUUUGCUCUUAAAUAUAAUAAGAAAAAGAAUGUUGCAUAUACUUUGUUUGGUGAUGGUGCAGCUAACCAAGGACAAUUAUAUGAAGUCAUUAAUAUGUGUGCGUUAUGGGAUUUACCAUGCAUUUUUAUCUGCGAAAAUAACGGGUAUGGUAUGGGUACACCGGUUGAUCGUUCAUCUGCUGUAACAGAUUACUAUACACGUGGUGAUUAUAUACCAGGUGUUUGGGCUGAUGGUAUGGAUGUUCUUGCCGUUCGAGAAACAAUUCGAUGGUCAAAAGAAUAUUGCAAUGCUGGAAAGGGUCCUCUUAUGCUAGAAUUUGCUACCUAUCGGUAUUCUGGCCAUUCUAUGUCCGAUCCGGGAACGAGUUAUCGUACUCGAGAUGAGGUACAGCAAAUACGCAAAUCUCGCGACCCAAUCACAGGUUUUAGAGAUAGGGUUAUUGCUGCUGGAUUGGUUUCUGAGGAAGAAUUGAAAGAAAUCGAUAAAGACGUCAGGAAAGAGAUUGAUGAAGCCGUAAAUAUUGCUCGGACUGAACCUCCACCUCCACUCGAAUCGCUUUAUUGUGAUAUCUAUCACAAUACACCUCCUCAAUAUGUACGUGGUGUCACUCUGGAUAAAAGUAUCGUACAAAAGCAUUGCACAACGAAAAGUUUACUAAAAUCAUUAGGAUUGAACACUCGAUGA